CCAUAAAGCGGGAAAUGCAAAGUGAUGAUGAGGAUUCUAACAGAAAGCGUCUAAAGAGGGAAGAUGGGAUCAUUGGGCAGGAUGAAGGGAGCAGUUUGGAAGAGCCCCUGAUUGAAAACCAGGAGAUUGGGGAGAACAGAAAAAUGCAGGAGCUGUCAGGCGAGGGAGGAAUCCGGCUUCCGAAUGGUAAACUGAAAUGUGACGUCUGUGGCAUGGUUUGCAUUGGGCCCAAUGUGCUUAUGGUACAUAAAAGGAGUCACACUGGUGAGCGUCCCUUUCACUGUAACCAGUGUGGAGCUUCCUUCACCCAAAAGGGGAAUCUACUGAGGCACAUCAAAUUACACUCUGGAGAAAAACCAUUCAAAUGUCCCUUCUGUAGCUAUGCCUGCCGAAGAAGGGAUGCCCUCACAGGACACCUCAGGACACACUCUGUAGGUAAACCUCAUAAAUGUAACUACUGUGGACGAAGCUACAAACAGCGCAGUUCUUUGGAGGAACACAAGGAACGCUGUCAUAACUACCUUCAAAAUGUCACCAUAGAGGCCACGGGGCAAGUGAUAAGUCAUGUCUCUACUAUGGAAGAUUGUAAGGAGCAAGAAGCUGUGAUGGACAACAAUGUUACUCUGGUGCCUUUUGAAAGACCUGCUGUUAUAGAGAAGCUGACAAGCAACAUGGGAAAGCGUAAAAGCUCCACCCCACAGAAGUUUGUGGGUGAAAAGCUCGUGAGAUAUGGUUAUCCAGAUAUUCAUUUUGAUCCAAGCUUACCAUAUGAGAGAGAUGCUGAGCUGAUGCAAACUCACAUGAUGGACCAAGCAAUCAACAAUGCAAUCUCUUACCUUGGGGCAGAGGGACUUCAUCCAUUUGUGCAGCACACUCCAAGCACAAUUGCUGAUGUGGCACCUGUCAUAAGUUCAGCUUAUGCUCAGGUGUACAACCCUAACAGGAUAGAAAGACCAGUAAGCAGAGGAACCACUGACAGCAAUGAAAAUAAUGUGGAUGGCCCUCUCUCCCUCAUCAGACCAAAGAGUCAUCCCCAAGAAAGAGAGGCGUCACCUAGCAAUAGCUGCCUCGAUUCCUCUGACUCGGAGAGCAGCCACGAAGACCACCAGUCCUUUCAAGGAAACCUUGCCUUAAAUCCCAAACGAAAGCAAAGCCCAGCUUACAUGAAGGAUGACUCCAAGGCUUUGGAGGUCAGUAAAGUAUCAAAGGGCUCUUUAAAGGAUAUCUAUAAGGUCUUCAAUGGAGAAGGAGAGCAGAUAAGGGCAUUUAAGUGUGAACACUGUCGAAUUCUUUUCCUAGACCAUGUCAUGUACACCAUUCAUAUGGGGUGUCAUGGCUAUCGGGACCCCCUAGAAUGCAACAUUUGUGGAUACCGGAGUCAGGACCGAUAUGAGUUCUCUUCCCACAUUGUCCGAGGAGAACAUACAUUCCACUAAGCCUUCUUUUCCAAAGGAGACACUGAAGUAGAAAAACAAAUACUGCACAUGAAGAAAUACUGCACUUGCAAGCCCACUUUUCCUCAAAUGUUGACACAGCUCUUUUUAUUGGUUCUCUUCCUUGCAGCUAU
Protobothrops mucrosquamatus (brown spotted pit viper) is the source of this 1567-nucleotide messenger RNA. It is a transcript of the gene IKZF2, whose product is annotated as IKAROS family zinc finger 2. The transcript is spliced from 5 exons. Gene Ontology annotation, molecular function: RNA polymerase II cis-regulatory region sequence-specific DNA binding; DNA-binding transcription factor activity. Bases 15 to 1436 code for a protein of 473 amino acids. Lineage: Eukaryota; Metazoa; Chordata; Lepidosauria; Squamata; Viperidae. The record is from RefSeq and is a predicted model, not a curated record. Gene Ontology annotation, biological process: regulation of transcription by RNA polymerase II.